Molecule: messenger RNA, 2836 nt
Organism: Myodes glareolus (Bank vole)
Lineage: Eukaryota; Metazoa; Chordata; Mammalia; Rodentia; Cricetidae
Gene: Dck
Product: deoxycytidine kinase
Biological process (GO): nucleobase-containing compound metabolic process
Cellular component (GO): mitochondrion; cytoplasm
Molecular function (GO): deoxycytidine kinase activity; ATP binding
Source: RefSeq, a predicted model, not a curated record
GCGGGUCCCGCCGGCGCGAGCGUGACGCUUCAGCGGAGCUCCCAGCACCGCCGCGCUCCUGCAUCCCGAGCCCGAGCCGUCGCGAGCCAGGCAUGGCCACCCCGCCCAAGAGGUUCUGCCCUUCUCCCUCCGCCAGCUCCGAGGGGACACGCAUCAAGAAGAUCUCCAUCGAGGGGAACAUCGCCGCUGGGAAGUCCACAUUCGUGAACAUCCUGAAGCAAGUCUGUGAGGACUGGGAAGUGGUUCCUGAGCCAGUUGCCAGGUGGUGCAACGUUCAGAAUACGCAAGAUGAGUUUGAGGAAUUGACAACGUCCCAGAAAAGUGGUGGGAAUGUUCUUCAAAUGAUGUAUGAGAAACCGGAACGGUGGUCUUUUACCUUCCAAUCCUAUGCCUGUCUCAGCCGGAUCCGAGCUCAGCUCGCCUCCCUCAAUGGCAAGCUCAAAGAUGCAGAGAAACCGGUAUUAUUUUUUGAGCGAUCUGUGUAUAGUGACAGGUAUAUUUUCGCAUCUAAUUUGUAUGAAUCUGACUGCAUGAAUGAAACAGAGUGGACAAUAUAUCAGGACUGGCAUGACUGGAUGAAUAGCCAGUUUGGGCAAAGUCUUGAACUGGAUGGAAUCAUUUAUCUACGAGCUACUCCAGAGAAAUGCUUAAAUAGGAUAUAUUUACGGGGAAGAAACGAAGAACAAGGCAUUCCUCUUGAAUAUUUAGCGAAACUUCACUAUAAACAUGAGAGCUGGCUCCUUCAUCGAACUCUGAAAACCAACUUUGAUUAUCUUCAGGAGGUGCCUAUCCUCACCCUGGAUGUCAACGAAGACUUUAAAGACAAGCAUGAAAGCCUGGUUGAAAAGGUUAAAGAGUUUUUGAGUACUUUGUGAUUGAACGGGAGCCUGCAGGCAACAGAAUGUCUCCAGAAGCUUCUGUCUGCGUGUCCUCAUAGCUUGAUUUCAUACAAAGGUCUCCAUAGGAGUCACGUUUUUAAACCAGUUUCGUUGUAAGGAGAACAACCUUUUCUUUGUAUAUGUAUUUUAUUUAAUAUUCAGAAUCCCCUGUAAAACGUCGUGCCCCGCCUUUCCUCCCUUUCUUCCUCACUUCCUUCGGUUUUGAAUCAGAGGUGUUUCUCUCUCACACCAGGAAGUCUGGAGGUAGAUGUUCUCAGGAUCAGUGAAGUGAGUUAGGAAAGGCCCAGCCUCCCUCCGCCUUCUCGGUCGUUAUCCUGAGCAGGUAGACAUGUCUUCAUUAGUAUCUCACUCCGUUAGUGUUACACAGGGAGGAUGUACAUCUUUUGUAAGUUAGCACAGCUAUUACAGGCUGAAAGGAGUAGUUUGGGGAAUCCCUAGAAUAGGGGUUUGUUUGAUGUGUGUUUUGUUUUUCAUCUUAUUCCCUUUGGUGGUGCUGGACAUCAAACCCAGGGUCUCAUUUAUGCUAGGGAACCUUUCUACAGUGAACUGUCUCAGCCCUGUAGUGUUGUUUUUAUCAAGUGCCUCUCCUUCCACCCCACUUAAAGUUGACGAUAAGACCAUGUGAUCAUCACCUUGUUGAUGUUUAUUCAUGUGCCUGUGGUGCAUUUGUAGAGAAAGAGGUUAAAUUCUGUUCCCAGUGUGGUAAUGGUGUAAUUACUUUAUAAAUCAUUUAAUCUUUACGUGUUUCUUCAUCUGUGAUGAGUACUUUUUUCUUUUUUUGUGAAAGUAAAUUUUAGAGAAUGGAAGAAUAUCUAAAAGGUAGCUAAGACAUUAUUACAUGAGUAUAAAACUUCAUUAAAUUAGCUACUGCUUUUCUUGAAUUACUAUAAUUUAAAUGCUUGUUUACGUUUUGCUUUUGUGGUUUUUCUUUUGUUUUUUUGUUUGUUUGUUUUUUGAGACAAAGUCUCUUUACAGCUCUGGCUAACCUGGAAUUCAGUAUAGAGACCGGGCUAGCCUUGAACUCAGAGAGCUCCACCCACCAGAGCUGGGAUGCUGGAAUUAAAAACACACAACACCGCACCUGGCUCUGAUUUUCUUGAAAUCACUUGAGAUACAAGUAUAGUUCUUCCUCUCUUUCUUUCAGUUUUUAUGUAAAAUGAUGAUAGAACAUGAUGACAAGUUUUGCAUUGGCCCUGUAUUGAUAAUUAGUCUCUCUGCCUUUAUACAUGGUAAGACACAGUGGUAGAUGGUGGAGCGUUUCAGCUAUCCAGUCAGCUCCUGCUGGGCCAUCUAAGAUGGAAGUCACACUCUUCUGCUGGGAGACUGUUGUGAUCACAACUUCGCUUCAUAGUUUGCUUUGUAGAGUUUUUCUUAAAUCUCUUAUACUCACAGAGAAAUAAUUGAUAAAACAAUUUUGCUUUAUAUAUAGUGCUUCAUGGAAAUGUUACAGUUUUUUGUUGAACUAGGAAAUAACUAAGGCUUUAAGUUCCUGUUAACAAUGCAUGUAUCUCUAAACCACUUUGAUGUUUAGCUGGGAACGUCCUGUCUAUAAUUAAAGAAGUAUUUUUAUUUUUUUUUUUCCAGUGUAGUCUUUUCAAGUUAAGUUCUGCAUUAUUUUUACCAGGUAAUUAGCCUUUCUACUUCACAUUAGGAAAAACGUGUAAUUUCUUGAAAUGAAGAAUCACAUUUAUUUUGAAGCUAUAAUUUUCCUUUGUAAAAAUGUUACCUUUUAUUUUUGGUUUCUUAUUCAAAGAUGAUAAUUUAGUGGGUUAACUGGUACAGUAGCACUGAUCUUUGAAAAGGGGAUUCAACUUUAAAUCUGUAAUAACAAAAAAUAAAUUGUCUUGUGAUAUAUCUGACCUUUUUCUUGCUUGAUAUAAAUAAAUUUGGCACCUUAAAUGUUUGUCAAUAAAUACAUUUAAAUUUUUUGAACUAUA